Coregonus clupeaformis (lake whitefish) is the source of this 3551-nucleotide messenger RNA. Its product is annotated as ribosomal protein S6 kinase beta-1. The transcript is spliced from 14 exons. Gene Ontology annotation, biological process: signal transduction; protein phosphorylation. NCBI's taxonomy places the organism in Eukaryota, Metazoa, Chordata, Actinopteri, Salmoniformes, Salmonidae. The coding region runs from base 485 to 2020 and encodes 511 amino acids. Gene Ontology annotation, molecular function: protein serine/threonine kinase activity; ATP binding. The record is from RefSeq and is a predicted model, not a curated record.
ACUACUGCACUGUUGGAGCUAGGAACACAAUCGCUACACCGGCAAUAACACCUGCUAAAUAUGUGAAUGUGACCAAUAACACUUGAUUUGAUUUUGACUGACUACAGUAUCACCAUAGCUAAUUUCUGAGCCAUAUCACACAAAUAUCACUUUGUGACUAUUGAAGGAUAAGAUAUAAGAUAAAAUAUAACAUGUUUAAACGGGCGAAAUCAGUUUACGAAAAAGUAUGGGGCAUCAUGGACAUUGUGCUACUAUUAAAGAUACUCAGCUAGCUACUAUCUAAUUUCAGCAGUGCGCGUGCUCAACACUUGGCUUUGUUUUUUUACCCCUUUGGAAUCUUGUUUGGUCGGGAGCUAGCGGUACUGCUACUCGCAUGGGUUCUAUUUACUGUAGCCGGUUAUGUCGGCAAGGUGUGUUUCCAUGAGGCAGUGGAGAAGAAUAUACUUUCUUUCGGACUGAGUGAGAGAGGGACCAAGCAAAGGCCAUGGCCGGGGUAUUCGACAUUGAUUUGGAUCAGGCGGACGAAAAUGUGUCUGAUGACGAACUCGAGGAUGGGACCCAAAUGAGCGAAUCCAUGGAGCAAUGCAGCGGGUUCGAAUUUAACAUGGACGACUGUGAAAAGUUUGAAAUCUCUGAAGACAGCGUCAACAAAGGAACGGAGCAGAUUCGUCCGGAAUGCUUUGAGUUGCUCCGGGUUUUAGGAAAAGGAGGCUAUGGAAAGGUUUUUCAAGUUCGUAAGGUGUCGGGUGCCACUUCGGGAAAGAUAUUCGCCAUGAAGGUCUUGAAGAAGGCCAUGAUAGUGCGUAACGCUAAGGACACAGCUCACACCAAGGCAGAGAGGAACAUCCUGGAGGAGGUGAAGCACCCGUUCAUAGUGGACCUCAUCUAUGCCUUCCAGACAGGGGGCAAGCUGUACCUCAUCCUGGAGUACCUCUCAGGUGGGGAGCUGUUUAUGCAAUUGGAGAGAGAGGGGAUCUUUAUGGAGGACACAGCAUGCUUCUAUCUGGCAGAGAUUUCCAUGGCUCUGGGACACCUGCAUCAGAAAGGCAUCAUCUACAGAGACCUGAAGCCAGAAAACAUCAUGCUCAACAACAACGGUCACAUCAAGCUCACAGACUUUGGACUGUGUAAAGAAUCAAUCCACGGCGGCACGGUUACUCACACCUUCUGUGGUACCAUAGAAUACAUGGCCCCAGAGAUCCUGAUGAGGAGUGGACACAACCGGGCUGUAGACUGGUGGAGCCUUGGAGCUCUCAUGUAUGACAUGCUGACAGGAGCACCACCAUUCACUGGUGAAAACAGGAAGAAGACCAUUGACAAAAUCUUAAAGUGUAAACUGAACUUGCCACCUUACCUCACACAAGAAGCCAGGGACCUUCUCAAAAAGCUGCUAAAACGCAACGCCUCGUUACGGCUGGGGGCGGGCCCAGGAGAUGCCUCAGAAAUUCAGUCCCACCCAUUCUUCAGGCAUAUUAAAUGGGACGAGCUUCUCGCUCGCAAAGUGGAGCCUCCAUUCAAGCCUUUUCUGCAAUCAGCUGAUGACGUGAGCCAGUUUGACUCCAAGUUCACCAGCCAGACUCCCGUCGACAGCCCUGAUGACUCCACGCUCAGCGAAAGUGCCAAUCAAGUCUUCCUGGGCUUUACGUAUGUAGCCCCCUCCGUGCUUGAAAACCUCAAGGAGAAAUUCCCCUUCGAGCAAAAAGUCCGCUCACCAAGAAGGUUUCUGGGAAGCCCAAGAACACCAGUGAGCCCAGUGAAGUUUGCUGGGGGGGACUGCUGGCCCCGGGCCCCCACCCAGGCUAGAGUCUCGUCCCUGCUGUCCCCUGGGGCCUCUGGGUCUGGAGACCAGCCCAUGGAGGUUGGUGUGGAGCAGAUGGACGUGAGCUCCAAUGCUGCUGAGGUGUCUGCCCCCCUGCCCAUCAGAAAGCCCUCUGGCAACACCACCACAGGCGGCCCCUUCAAGAAGCAGGCCUACCCCCCGAUGUCCAAACGUCCCGAGCACCUCCGGAUGAAUCUAUGACCCUCAGCUCCAUCUAGAACUCCUCUUUUCUAAUUCCUCCUUUCCCUUUUUAUUUUUUUAUUUUAAAAGCUUUUUAGAAAUUAAAGAAAUGACUGACGGACCACCGACCAUCGGCACCAAUCACCAGUUCCUCCAGACGCACCUUCCAUCUCUGCCUCCCUCUCCUCUCCUCUCUCUCUCCUCUCUCCCUCCCUCUCCUCUCUCUCCCCUUUUGAGCAGCUUGGGAGCCACACAGGGCUUUCUACCCUAGCAGAUAUGAACAAACUAUAGCAUCCUCCUGUUAGAGCUUUAGUCAGACAGCGAGAGGUCUUGACUACUUCCUUAUGCCCUGUAGGGUGUAGCUGGAGGAAGAGACGAGAGCAGUGCUGCUGCUGCCUGAUUUCCUGUGUUCUCCACUGGGAUAGCUUCUCAUAUGAUAUUCUGGUGCUUUGUACUUUGGGUGGAUGGGGAGUGGGGACAGACAGUGUUACUCAUGCAGCAAUGAUUUUCCUCACCAGGGGUGAGACGUUAUUGAUUUCUGAAGCCGUGUAAUAGACUUUUGAAGGCUGAGAGGGUGGAGAUGAUUUCCCCCUUAAAUGCCGCUGCUUCCUUUUUACAGGAUACAGUAUAGAUGGAGAAAAUCACAAUGAACACAGAACACAAUAUUCACUUCAGUUCUCAUGCUAUAGUAUAUUAGGCUACAUUGUUCCAUAAAAAAAAAGAUGGAAUCCACAAUGCCUUUUGUCACAUCCAGUCAGGAUAAAUCCUGUUGAACACGGCUGGGUUGUAUUCAGUAGGUUGAAAACGUAUUGAAACUGAAUUAAACAGGAAGGUGCAAUCUGAACUCGUCCAAUGAGAACAGAUUUCCGUGAGCCCUACUGAACAUGACCCUGGUGUGGUGUCAUUGAUGGAGGAGGGGCAGCUAAAAGCAGACAGAAAAACUCUUAGUAUGCUAUUUCAGCUGAAUGCAACACCUCCUGCACCAUAUGUCUUCAAUACCAAAUGCUGACACUGCUUUACCAGUCUGACUAGAUCUCUCUCGGUAGAUAGAAAACCUUUCUGUCUGUCUCUGUAUGUAGUACAUUUUUGCCUUGAAUGUAAAUUUACUAAAUGCCCUUUCGAGUGUCACUUACUCAGAUGACCCACAUGAGUUCUCUCCACGGUUACUGUUAACAUGCAUGCAGGUUUAUUAUAAUAUUAUGGACCUAUUCUUUUAGGGUGUCAGCAAAUUUGUCAUUGUCAGAUACAAACCGAGGGCUUGUCUUUUGAAUUGAAAGAAGCAAAGCGUCAAGGCCAAAUUCUGGUCAUCACUGCCUUUGUGUUUAGCUAAUCGCCAGGUUACAUUUGUCUAAUAAUGUACCUGGCUAGGUGCUUCACGGAUGCUUCCCUCAGUCUUUAUGAACCCUUGGUGAUAUCAGUAGGGCUAUACCGCUAUGCUGGUUCCAUUUUAACUAGUUUGAAAUGUGUGGUGUGACUUGAAGGUGUAUGUAUGUAUGUAUGUAUGUAUGUAUGUAUGUACAGUGGGGGGAAAAGUAUUUAGUCAGCCACCAAU